GAUGUGUGUGUCUUCCCUAUGCUACAGGUGGUUCAAGACUGCGGGAGUCCCCAGCGGGGGUCGACCCGCACUCGCCGAGCUCCAGCCACCUGGGAAGAGGCAGGUUGGCCCUGGAAGUCGGGGGCGCAGCGGGUGCCGGAGGUGCAUCCCACGUCGUCUGGGGGCGCCAGCCUGCGCCAGAUGGUGUGGGAGCUCAAUGAGCGGCUGAGCCGGCUGCGGGGCUUCUGGACCAAGCUGCCGCUGGCGGUGUGCGCAGACGCCCGCAUGGCGGCGGACAUCUCCCAGGACGCAAUGCCCUGCUGGACCGGCGCGGGGCGGGGCCGGUACAUGGCACCCGUGGUCGGCACCUCCUCGGAGCUGCUGGAGAACCCUGAGCUGGACGGCGAGAACCCGAGCCCCGACCUCCCGACGCGGCGGCGGCGCCUGCAGCUGCGGUCGGCCACCACUAGGAUGAAGGCGGCGGCGCUGGGGCGCGACCUGGAGCUGGAGGAAUGGGAUGAGGAUGCCAGCGGCUCUGGAGAGGGACAACACUUUGCAGAUGACUGGAUGGCCGGGGCAGCAGUGGUGCCCGCCCCAGCCCGGCCUCCUCGACCUCCUCGAAGGGAGGGUGCUGGGGGCAAAGGAGGAGGUGUCAUUAUCCGCCACAACCAGGACGCUGACAGAGGCAAAAAUCUGCCAACUCAGGGAAGCAGGGCUGUGAGCAGGCCCAGGGAAUGCCCCCCACUUCCAGCCCUCACCUCCUGUGGCUGCACAGUGCCUCCUCUCCUCCUGCAGUCUGCGCCUCGGCUCUGGGCCCUGAGUCCCCGCAGCGACCCCCACCCCCUGGGCCACAUGGGCUCACGGUCUCCAAGUAGGACCCUUCGCCUCUGGGGACCUCGGAGCCUGGGGGUAGCUCUGGGGGUCUUCAUGACCAUCGGAUUCGCCCUCCAGCUCUGUGGGGGACCUUUCCAGAGAAGGCUCCCUGGGUUGCAGCUGCUCCAGCCCUGGACUUCGUCCCCACAGCCGGCCAGCCUGUCCUGCCCCCCUCGGCAGCACCUGGUCUUCCUAAAGACUCAUAAAUCAGGGAGCAGCUCUGUGUUGAACCUUCUGCACCGCUACGGGGACCGCCACGGGCUGCGCUUCGCCCUCCCCGCCCGCUACCAGUUUGGCUAUCCCCGGCCCUUCCAGGCCUCUCGGGUUAAAGGCUAUCACCCCCAGGAUGAGGGCACCCCAUCCUCCUUCCACAUCCUCUGCCACCACAUGAGGUUCAACUUGAAAGAGGUCCUCCGAGUCAUGCCUUCUGACAGCUUCUUCUUUUCCAUUGUGCGAGAUCCUGCAGCGAUGGCCCGAUCCGCCUUCUCCUACUACAGAUCCACCUCACCUGCCUUCCGCAAGGCGCCCUCCCUGGCUGCCUUCCUGGCCAAUCCUCGAGCCUUCUACCAGCCUGGCGCCCGUGGGGACCACUAUGCACGCAACUUGCUGUGGUUUGACUUUGGCCUCCCCAUCCCCCCGGAGAUGAGGCCCCAGAGAGGGAAUCUUCAGCCCCCCAACCCCCCUUACACUCCAGACCCCAAUGCUCUGUUCCAGCCUGCUCCCACGAUGGCCCAGGGGCAUGGCCAGACGUCCAGCCCUGCCUCAGUGUCCUCAUCCUUCAUGCAGUGGAGUCUGGCCUGGCUGGACUCCGUUUUCGACCUGGUGUUGGUGUCCGAGUACUUUGACGAGUCCUUGGUUCUGCUGGCUGAUGCGCUGUGCUGGGAGCUGGAUGAUGUGGUGGGCUUCAUGCAUAAUGCCCAGGCCUGGGGGCAGCCGGCGGAGGAGGACGGGCAGCUGGCAGCGCGGGCCCGGGCGUGGAACAGCCUGGACUGGACUCUGUACCUGCACUUCAAUCGCAGCCUGUGGGCGCGGGCCAAGCAGUAUGGCCGAGGCCGGCUGGAAAGCGCGGUUGCUGAGCUCCGGGCCCGGCGGGAGGCCCUGGCUAAGCACUGUCUGGUGGGUGGCAAGGCCCUGGACCCCCAGUACAUCACUGACCGCAGGUUCCGUCCCUUCCAGUUUGGCUCAGGGAAGGUGCUGGGCUAUGUCCUUCGGAGUGGACUGAGCUCUCAAGCUCAGGAGGAGUGUGAGCUACUGGCCACCCCUGAGCUGCAGUAUAAGGACAAGCUGGAUGCCAAGCAGUUCCCCCCCACAGCCGCUCUGCCCCUCAAGACCUCAAGCCUCCUCUCCCCAUAGGCAUCAAGGUACUAAGUCUCAGGAUGAAGAGCAACUAGACUAGAUGGGUGCUUGGGAUCAGCAGGGUAGAUGCUGCCUGCUCCCUAGGGCAUAAAUGAAACUGGAGGUGGGAAUGCAGCUAAUCCCCCAGCCCUCAUCAAGGCCGCCCUACCCACCCUGGGAGCCCUUCCCUCCCUCUGGUCCCAGGUCAGAUAGAUCUGUGUAGGUGUUUGCAAACCCCCUGGAGGAGUACCUCUUGGAGUUGGGGAGGAAGUGAAAUUUGGAGAUGGGAAUGACUUGUCCAUGUCUCUAGGAAAGAUAUGUUCCUGGGUCAUGUGCAUUUCACUCUGGAACAAAUGAAUAAAUAAAUGACUUGAAACUUCGA
Messenger RNA from Erinaceus europaeus (western European hedgehog), 2569 nucleotides. It is a transcript of the gene GAL3ST4, whose product is annotated as galactose-3-O-sulfotransferase 4. Lineage: Eukaryota; Metazoa; Chordata; Mammalia; Eulipotyphla; Erinaceidae. Gene Ontology annotation, molecular function: galactosylceramide sulfotransferase activity. Gene Ontology annotation, cellular component: plasma membrane. Gene Ontology annotation, biological process: glycolipid biosynthetic process; regulation of signal transduction. The transcript has 7 exons. The coding region runs from base 19 to 2205 and encodes 728 amino acids. The record is from RefSeq and is a predicted model, not a curated record.